CCCACGGUGGAGAAUCACACCUAAGGUACCUUAGGCUGCAAGCACCAAUAAAGUGAUGGUCUCGCGAGCCCUCACUCAUCACCCACGUACCUUAGUCCAGAGUGAUUUCACUCCAUCUCUUCAUCCACCCUCCUUGCCAUUCUUUCUCCGAGCAACACCAUCACCAACUUCAGCAGCAUGGCGUCUCCUUCCCCCGUGAGUGAAUGGCUCACUGAGCGGCCUUACACGGCAACUUUCAUAGCCAUCGCCAUGCUCCUCCUCCCUACCAUCUCACUCCUCCGCUCAUCUGGCGACAAAACCGCGGUUCCCAAACUCCCUUCCACCAUCCCCUAUGUCACAAACACAUACCACUACAUGACAAACAUGAAGACAUUCUACGAGCGCUCCAAAGCUCAGCUCCGAAAAACUUCCAAAAAUAUCCUCGCGUGGAACCUCACACCCUGGAUGAAAGUCUACCUCGUCACCUCCCCCGGCCACAUCCAAGCCCUCUUCCGACCCAAUCCCGCCAUUUCGUCAGAUAAAUUCUUCCACCUGAUCUAUGAGAACUUGUGGGGCGCUUCCCUUGCCGACCGCGAAAAGUUUCUCAACGACAACUCUGGGCGAGGGAAGGUGCCGUUGCCGGGCUACGAAAACGUUCUUCCUGAGCAGAGGUACUUUGCGGGGAUGCAUGCCGUUUUCCAUGAUCACCUCGCUGCAACGGCCAAGUCGAAUAUGCUCGCAGCCAUAUACCAGCGCUUCUUUGCGGAAGAGUUGGAAGGGAAGUUUCCGCUCGGAGAAGGCGUUGUCGAGGGCGUCCAACAACUGUUGAAUGUCCACAUGGCAACCGCAGCAACAGCAACCCUAGCCGGCAAAGGCAUCCUCGCCCGCUGGCCAAAACUAAUCGACUGGCUCUGGGACUUUGACAAAGUCGCCGCCAGCCUUGUCUGGGGUCUUCCGCGGUGGAUGAACCGCUCCGCUCUUGAAACUCGGGACAGUCUUCGCCACGCCUGCAAACAGUACAUCGAGGAAGAACUUGCAAAGGGCUUCGAUCUAGAGGCUGACCACGGUAACUGGGAGCCAAUCAUGGGCUCGACCUUCCAACGGGAAACGAUACGGUGGAUGAAGCAAGGCGGGUUCAGCACUGAGGCGAUGGGUGCCUCGACCAUGGUGGCGAUGCUCUUCGGAACAAACGCCAACAGUAUCCCCGUCACGGUUUGGUGUUUGAUGGAGGUCAUCGAAGACAAGUCACUGCUCGAGGCUGUCCGGGAGGAGGUCAACACCGUGCUGGAAACCGACCCCGAUACAGGAGCACGCACAAUCAAUAUGCAGAAACUGCUGGCGUUGCCCCUUUUACAGUCUAUCUAUGUAGAGUGCAUACGCCUCCACGUCUCCAUGAACGUCACCCGCGAGGCGAUAGCCCCGGUCAAGCUAGGGGAUUUUACCCUUGACAAGGGAUCGCUCAUCCAAGCCUGCACCGAAAUUUCCCAUCUUGACGAGGAGGUCUGGGGCGACGAGAACCAUCCCGCGACGGAGUUUUGGGCAGCACGACACCUCAAGUACGUCGACGAGACAGACGAAAAUGGCAACGUGAAGAAAGUGCCGCAGUUCUCCAUGGCGGGAAGGCAGAAUGAUUGGUUUCCGUAUGGCGGCGGUAUCUCGAUCUGUCCCGGACGACACUUUGCCAAGCAAGAGAUCAUGCUGACAACAGCCAUCAUUGUGGCGAGAUUUGAUCUCGAAUUGGUCGGAUGGGUUAAUAAAGACGGGACUCCCUCUGACAGACCGGCGCAAAACGAUGUCAAGUAUGCUGGUGCGGCUUCUGUGCCGCCUGAUCGGGAGAUGAGGGUGCGGUUUACGCGUCGAUGGUAAUUGCGGUUCUUGGCUACCUAUCUUUAAACACCUUUUGAAUAUCUUCAGAGGUCUGUAAGCUAUCUUUAGGGGUAGGUGUAUGCUGAUCAUCUUUUGAGGUGUGAAUCUGGAUAAUCUGUUGGGUUAGCUUGACUUUGUUUUUUAUAAGUUCAUCCAUCUGUCUGAUGCCAGCAGGAUAUAUAUUUCAACUCGAGCUCAA
Podospora pseudocomata is the source of this 2044-nucleotide messenger RNA. RefSeq lists its product as uncharacterized. The transcript is spliced from 4 exons. The record is from RefSeq and is a predicted model, not a curated record. NCBI's taxonomy places the organism in Eukaryota, Fungi, Ascomycota, Sordariomycetes, Sordariales, Podosporaceae. Gene Ontology annotation, molecular function: oxidoreductase activity, acting on paired donors, with incorporation or reduction of molecular oxygen; steroid hydroxylase activity; heme binding. Bases 178 to 1845 code for a protein of 555 amino acids.